Molecule: messenger RNA, 1950 nt
Organism: Colossoma macropomum (tambaqui)
Lineage: Eukaryota; Metazoa; Chordata; Actinopteri; Characiformes; Serrasalmidae
Gene: desmb
Product: desmin b
Exons: 9
Coding region: 92-1519 (475 amino acids)
Biological process (GO): skeletal muscle organ development
Cellular component (GO): intermediate filament; sarcolemma; Z disc
Source: RefSeq, a predicted model, not a curated record
AAGAGGGUUUGCCUUCUACAAAUAGCCUCAGCCGAGCUCGUCCUGCCCUCACUCCUGUCUCUCUCCUCUGGGGAGCCUGUCUGUGUCCGAAAUGAGCCGCUCCUCUUACGCCUCCUCCCAGUCCUCCUCGUACCGCCGCGCCUUCGGUGGCCCUGGUUUCGUCACCCCACCCAUGUCCCGGGCCAUGUUCAGCCGCUCCUCGCUGGGUGGCUCUGGGGGCUCCCACGUCAGCUCCCGGGUCUACGAGGUGACCAAGACGGCCUCGAGCUCUCCCAGCUACUCCGGCUACCGCGCCUCCUCCUACGCCCUCCCCAGCCUGUCAGCGGGCGUAUCCCGCUCGUAUGCAUCUGGCCUGGGUGAGACGCUGGACUUCAACCUGGCCGACGCCCUCAACCAAGAGUUCCUGCAGACGCGCACCAAUGAGAAGGCCGAGCUGCAGCACCUGAAUGACCGCUUCGCCAGCUACAUCGAGAAGGUGCGCUUUCUUGAGCAGCAGAACCAGGCCCUGGUGGUGGAGGUGGAGCGGCUGAGGGGCCGCGAACCCACCCGCAUCGCCGACCUCUAUGAAGAGGAGAUGAGGGAGCUGAGACGGCAGGUGGAGGUCGUCACCAACCAGAGGUCCCGUGUGGAGGUGGAACGCGACAACCUGGCCGACGACCUGCAAAAGCUCAAGCUCAGGCUCCAGGAGGAGAUCGCACAAAGAGAGGAGGCUGAGAACAACCUUGCAGCUUUCAGAGCUGAUGUGGAUGCUGCCACACUGGCCCGUCUGGAUCUAGAGAGGCGCAUAGAAACUCUGCAAGAGGAAAUCGCCUUCCUCAAGAAGAUCCACGAAGAGGAGAUCCGUGAGCUGCAGGCUCAGAUGCAGGAGACUCAGGUGCAGAUCCAGAUGGAUCUGUCCAAGCCGGACCUGACAGGCGCGCUGAGAGACAUCCGCUCUCAGUACGAAGCCAUCGCUGCCAAAAACAUCGCCGAGGCUGAGGACUGGUACAAGUCUAAGGUGUCAGAUCUGAACCAAGCAGUGACCAAGAACAAUGAGGCACUGAAACAGGCCAAGCUGGAGACCAUGGAGUUCAGACACCAGAUUCAGUCCUACACUUGCGAGAUUGACUCGCUGAAGGGCACUAACGAGUCUCUGAUGAGGCAGAUGAGGGACAUGGAGGACCGUCACGGGCGCGAGGCCUCUGGCUUCCAGGACACCAUUGCCAGACUGGAGGCUGAGAUUGCCAACAUGAAGGACGAGAUGGCCCGCCACUUGCGCGAGUACCAGGAUCUGCUCAACGUCAAGAUGGCCCUCGACGUGGAGAUCGCCACCUACAGGAAACUGCUGGAGGGAGAGGAGAGCAGGAUCACGCUGCCCAUGCAGACCUACUCCACCAUAAGCUUUAGAGAGACCAGCCCAGAGCACCAACAAAGAGCCUCUGAAAUGCACUCAAAGAAAACAGUCCUCAUCAAGACCAUCGAGACCCGUGACGGAGAGGUGGUGAGUGAAUCCACACAGCACCAGCAGGACAUCAUGUAGACCUCCAACAAGGAAGUUAAACCACAGCAACAAACCAUUAGGAGUUUCAAUAAAACCAUUAGGCUAAGCCUUCACAGCCUGUGCUUUUUUCCAUUAUUACAAACACAGCUUAUCAGUGAGGUGAGCGCACUGCUUCACAGAGAGGAAACAAAGAUAGAGUUCAUGCUUUUUUUUUUUUAAUGAACUAAAUUCUUAAGGGACCCAUGUGGAAUAUCCCUCUAGUCUUGUCAGAGCGAGGGAUCAGGGAAAAAGGGAUGGACGCAGGUCAAAAGACAGGGUGGGUAACGUAGGUAAUUAAAGGGGGGAAAGGAAGACAGGGAGAGAGAAGGAUGGAGGGGGAAAAAGGAGAGAAUGAACUCAGACAUGAUGUGUGUGAGGAGGACACUGCCAUGAAGAAAUCAGAAUAAACCAAAGACGCAUCAAGCACCCUA